GCAGCUUAUUUUAAGACAUUAAUACAUCUUUGAAGCUCUCGUGGGUCUCUUAAGUACAAUGAUGGCAACCAAAUAAAAACUAAUUAAAAAAGCAACAUUCUUAUUUACCCCAAUUAAAACUAAAAGGUGGAAAUUAACACAUAAUAAGACUGUGAUACUUGUAUUAAUGAAACUACCAUUUUUUCUCCUACCAAACAGGUUAAUCUGCUACAGACUCUUGUUUGUAAUAUUGCAACUAAAUAUGUUGGCAGUUCACCCAUUUAAUCAAUGAACAAACAGGAGCUUUAGUAGCAUGUGGAAGAACCAUACACAGCCACAACAGCCUGACACCGGGGACAUGGAGGUUUACCUGAGAGUCCUGAUUUCAGAGCAAGAGUUUGGAUCAUUAAGCUCCAGACUUCAUAAGUAAAACAAGAAAAUCAACUAAAAUGAGCAUAAAAAAUGUAGUAAACAGCGUAUUUUCUCUGACCGGUCACUGAGAGGAAGAAUGCAGGCAUUUAAAAAUAUACAAUACAAAUACGAGCAAUUAGUGGCCAUCAYGUGAUACACUGACUCAGUCGGGUUAAUCUGAAGAAACAGUGGGCUGGAGUAUCAGAGGGGUGAUAUCCAACAACCUCAUCUCUGCUACUGAAAGCUGACACUGUUACCAUGGCGAGGAAAAGCAAAGGCUGAUGGGAGUUUUGAAGGAAUGCWGUUGGUUCAAGCUUCUUUUCCUUUGCCGUCUCUUCUUUACUGUCUUACAUCGGGGCAACUGUGUGAAAAUACUGCUGAUAGGAGCUGCUCAGCAGGAAGAUGUACUGAUGGGAGGACAGGUAACCCUCUGUAGGUCUUUGGCCUUCUGAUCCAUGAGCUGCCAGGAUCCGGACCACAGGCCAAACCACGGAGCRCAGCAGUGAUUUCCAGAGCCCCACUCCUCCUAGAGGAGGAGGAGGAGGUGCUGAUGAUGGGGCAGAGGGAGACCACCAUGUUGUCCGGGAGCUGUGGUUCAUGGCGGUGAUGUCGGCCGUCGCUCUGCUCCUGCUGGCUGUGCUGUUAGGAGUCAUGCUUCACAGAGCCCUUAACAAGGCCCCCCUGACUAGGGAGAGACCCCCUCUGGUGGCCCUCCCCAUGCAGAAGAGGAGCCCCAUGGCYGUCUAUCCACCCAGCAACUCAGUCUUGUUUGAUACGGUUCCUGACACAUCAGGCUUUUCCAGCAGUGUGACCCUGAAAGGUUUCUCCAUGAAGAUAGAGGAAGUUUUAGAAGUUAAAUGCGACCCCGAUGAUGAGGGGCCACCUGAGGACCCCCUGGGCGAGCUCAGUGUGAACUCCCUGAGACGCAGCGUCAGCCAGGUGAUGGAUGGGAAAUCUCUCACCGGAGAGGACGACGUCUGGGACCCCCACAUCUCGGGCCAUGACAGCGGGAUGUUCAUGGAUGAUGAGGAGUUUGUCGACAGCAUCAAAGGUUUCAGCACGGUGAGGAAGGAACACACCAUGUUCACCGACACCAACCUUUAAGCCCGACUGGACUCCGGGUCAGGAUGGAAGAAGACGUUCUGAACGCAGAGCUCACAGGUCCGGGUCACGCUGAUCGACUUAAAACAGCGUGACUGUCGGUGAAAACAUGUCUAAAGAUCGUGGAGGAAAAGAGAAAGGGGAGACGUUUCAAAAUGACUGGAUUAACUGUGAGAGGGGACGGAGAGAYGUUCCUGAUGGUUCAUCUGGAAGAACGUUUCUUACUGUGGGAGAGACGUGUGCUUUUGUAGAAAACUUUUCUGAAUUAACACAAAACACUAAGAAACAGUCAAAGCAAAUAAGCUUAAAACUCAUACAUUAAACAUUUUGUGUCCUAUA
This is a messenger RNA of Austrofundulus limnaeus, 1830 nucleotides long. Its product is annotated as usherin. The record is from RefSeq and is a predicted model, not a curated record. The transcript has 6 exons. NCBI's taxonomy places the organism in Eukaryota, Metazoa, Chordata, Actinopteri, Cyprinodontiformes, Rivulidae. Bases 988 to 1494 code for a protein of 168 amino acids.